AGCUCAUUGAGAAAAGACACACACCGGGAGACGGACAGCCAAAUUCACCUUCAGAACAAACCCACAACUUCCACUGAGGGAGGAACCACUGGAGGAAUACUGGGAACACUGGGAAUACUGGAAUACUGCCAAUUUAACCUGCUGCUGACUCUGAACAAUGAAUGUGAGUUUUAUAAGAGCCACGAUUCAAAGUGAAAGUAACACAACUGACUGAUUGACAUCCAGUCUGACCGGUUUGUCUGGUGAGUUUUUAUCUUCCCUCAGAGACCAAAUGGCUUCCAGCUCAGAGGAGGAUCUCUGCUGUUCUGUCUGCUGUGAGGUCUUCAAAGAUCCUGUCCUCCUGUCAUGCAGCCACAGCUUCUGUAGAGCCUGUCUGCAGAGCUGGUGGACAGAGAAACCAAUAAAAGACUGUCCAGUUUGUAAGAGAAGAUCUUCAAGGAGUGAUCCACCUCGUAACCUGGUGUUGAAGAACCUGUGUGAGGCCUUCUUACUGCAGAGAGACCAGAGAGCUUCAGCAGGGUCAGAGCUCCUCUGCAGUCUGCACUCUGAGAAACUCAAGCUCUUCUGUCUGGACCAUCAGCAGCCAGUGUGUCUCGUCUGUCGAGACUCAGAAACUCACACCGACCACAGAUUCAGACCCGUCAAUGAAGUUGCUAAAAGACACAAAGGAGAACUUCAGGAAUCACUGAAGCCCUUCCAGGAGAAACUGGAGCUCUUUAAUGAAGUUAAAGCAAAUUGUGAUGAAACAGCAGAGCACAUUAAGGUCCAGGCCCGACACACAGAGACGCAGAUUAAGGAGGAGUUUAAGAAGCUUCACCAGUUUCUCCAAGAGGAAGAGGAGGCCAGGAUCGCCGCUCUGAGGGAGGAAGAGGAGCAGAAGAGUUGGACGAUGAAGGAGAAGACGGAGGCUCUGAGCAGAGAGAUAGCAGCCCUUUCAGACACAAUCAGAGCCACAGAGAAGGAGCUGAGAGCUGAAGACGUCUCAUUCCUGCUCAACUACAAGGCUACAGUGGAGAGAGUCCAGCGCCCCCUGCUGGAGGAUCCACAGCUGCUCUCAGGAGCUCUGAUAGACGAGGCCAAACACCUGGGCAACCUGAGCUUCACCGUCUGGGACAAGAUGAAGGAGGUGGUCUCCUACACUCCUGUGGUUCUGGACCCCAACACCGCUGGUCCAACACUCGUCCUGUCUGAAGAUCUGACCAGCGUGAGACGAGGACAGAGACAGAAACUUCCUAACAACCCAGAGAGGUUUGACCUCCAUCAUGCGGUUCUGGGAUCCGAGGUCUUCAUCUCAGGGACUCACAGCUGGGACGUGGAGGUUGGAGACAGUCCAGGCUGGAGUCUCGGUGUGAUAGAAGAGUCUGUCCAGAGGAAGGAUGUGAUAUGGUCUGGAUUAUGGAGAAUAUGGUUCUAUAAAGGUCAAUAUGCAGCACUCGCCCCACCAGAUGAAAUCACUGCUCUGCCUCAGAAGAAGUUCCAGAGGGUCAGAGUCCAUCUGGACUGGAACAGAGGACAGCUGACCUUCUCUGAUCCUGAUACUAACACACACAUACACACCUUCACACACACUUUCACUCACAGGCUGUUCCCAUUCAUUGAAACUUGGGAAGAAGCUCCUGUGAAGGUUUUACCUGUGUUCACCAGGUUUCUGUAACAGUGGAGCAUCACAGUUACA
This is a messenger RNA of Myripristis murdjan (pinecone soldierfish), 1675 nucleotides long. RefSeq names its product nuclear factor 7, brain-like. Gene Ontology annotation, molecular function: zinc ion binding; protein binding. The transcript has a single exon. Bases 272 to 1654 code for a protein of 460 amino acids. NCBI's taxonomy places the organism in Eukaryota, Metazoa, Chordata, Actinopteri, Holocentriformes, Holocentridae. The record is from RefSeq and is a predicted model, not a curated record.